ACAAAACGCAUAGGGAAUUCUACUCCGACGAAUACCACUCCAGCCAGGAACUUCUGGAUGCCGCGCAGAGCUCCAGAAGACACGGAGAAGAAGGACUUUUUGCGUCAGCUGAUUAAUGAGAAAAAGGAGAAGCACACUAGGAAAUGGGAAAUGAAUGAGAGAAAGAAGAUGGAUGAGAUGAUCAGACAGGAAAUUGAGAGGAAUUCGGCGGCGCUAGAAGCUAGGGUCAUGACUCGAAUUGGGAGGCAGUACCUGGUUUCGAGGGACGAGGCUAGAAGGGAGGAGCUUCGCUCACCGGUGGUCCGUACGCUGGCGUCUGCGUACAAGGGGAAGGAUUAUGGUGACUAUUCUGACAAAGGUUUGAAGGAGAUAGAGGACGAGAUAGCUAUGUUGUACGAGUUGCGUGAGAAGAAACGGAAGGGCAAAAUGACUAUGGACGGUUCGCAACGCGGAUUUCAGCGGCCAUUGUUUAGAAGUGACAAGGGUUCUUUGGAUGACUUGCCUGCAUCUGGUGAGACGUCGAAGCAAGGGGAAGGACGUGGGAGAACUAAGGUAGCAGCGGGGAGUGGAACGGAAGGAGUGUUGACAUUCGUGCUUGCUCAAAGGAAGUUGCUGAUGGUAAAAAAUAAGGAUCAGUUGAAAGUUAUUUGCGGUCAUCAAGGGGUGCAAUAUACAACCAAGGCACCGACCAUUGAGAAGAUUAUCGAGGUCCGUACCAAGCUCGCCUAUGAAGGCCUUGUCUUCGUGCCUGCCACUCCGGGAUCUCGGCUAGAAGAAGAGCACACGCCGUUGAAAUGAAUUGCUAGGUUUUCCAGGUUCAUGCUUUGGAAGAAUCUGCUGCAGUGUAUGGAACUCAGAAAUAAGGCAUGGGAGCUUGGGUGUCCCUCUAGACUACGGGCUUUGUACGAUAAAUGUGCUACUCUAUG
This is a messenger RNA of Chara braunii, 926 nucleotides long. Lineage: Eukaryota; Viridiplantae; Streptophyta; Charophyceae; Charales; Characeae. The record is from the annotation of a GenBank genome assembly.